Molecule: messenger RNA, 2949 nt
Organism: Quercus robur (English oak)
Lineage: Eukaryota; Viridiplantae; Streptophyta; Magnoliopsida; Fagales; Fagaceae
Product: AUGMIN subunit 6
Exons: 13
Coding region: 83-2332 (749 amino acids)
Biological process (GO): spindle assembly
Cellular component (GO): mitotic spindle microtubule; HAUS complex
Molecular function (GO): microtubule binding
Source: RefSeq, a predicted model, not a curated record
AUAGAACAAGUAAAAUACAAACCUGAACAACACACACAGAGAAACAGAAACAAAUCUCUCUCUCUCUCACACAGGUUUGGUGAUGACGAUGGAUAGAGAGAAAGAGAGAGAGAUAGAGCUAGAGAGUGCAAUGUACACCAACUGUUUGCUAUUGGGCCUGGAUCCGACAAUUCUCGGUGUCGUCGGAGGCUCCAACGGAACUCCUCCUCGGGUCGGAAACUUCCGCCACUCUAACCCUAAAUUGGGCGAACAGCUUCUCUACUUCAUUCUCUCUUCUCUCCGUGGACCCAUUCAAUCCUCCAAAGAUUUCGACAAGGUGUGGCCAAUCUUCGACUCGGCGCAAUCGAGGGAUUUUCGGAAGGUUGUGCAAGGGAUAAUUAGUGAGCUCGAAUCACAAGGGGCUCUUCCCAGAAGCAAUUCCAGGGUUUCCUCGCUCGCCACGUGUUGUGGACCCAGAUUUGUAGAACUCUUGUGGCAACUUUCUUUGCAUGCUUUGCGAGAGGUUCAUAGACGGACUUUUGCAGCUGAUGUAGCUUCUAAUCCACUGCCUGGAUCACUGACCGAUGUAGCCUUUUCCCAUGCAGCCACAUUACUUCCUGUAACAAAGGCAAGAAUAGCGCUCGAACGGAGAAGAUUUCUUAAGAAUGCAGAAACAGCAGUACAACGACAAGCUAUGUGGUCAAAUUUGGCUCACGAAAUGACUGCAGAGUUUCGUGGUCUUUGUGCUGAAGAGGCUUAUUUGCAGCAAGAGCUGGAAAAAAUGCAUGACUUGAGAAAUAAAGUGAAGUCAGAAGGGGAGCUCUGGGAUGACCUUGUAUCUAGUUCAAGUCAGAAUUCCCAUUUAGUUUCAAAGGCUACUCGCUUGUGGGAGUCAAUAUUAGCUCGUAAAAGUCAACAUGAAGUUCUUGCCUCAGGUCCUAUUGAGGACUUGAUAGCUCACCGUGAACACAGGUACCGCAUCUCUGGAUCAUCUUUGCUUGCAGCUAUGGAUCAGAGUUCUCAGGUUCCUUAUUCCGAUGUCUUAUCCGUCCAGCCUAGUGACCUACCUACAACACAUAUGGAUGACAAAGAGCAGAGUGAUGGAUCAUAUGUCAACGUAAAUAGGGAAAAGCUGAAGAAGAACUUAGAUUCAUCCCAUUCACAAGUAAAUGAUGAAACAGUUUCUCGAGUAGAUGAUAGAAGUGGAAGAGUCUUGCCCACUGUUGAUGUAGCUGAAAUCAUCAGGCGUUGGACACAUGCUUUACAGCGUAUUCAUAAGCAGUCACUUCAUCUGGCAAAAGCUAAUGAUGGAGAAGGUCCAGAAAUUUUACGAAACACACAGGAUGGUGGUACAAGUGGCCAUGCUGAGUCUUUAGCUGCCACUCUUGCUGAGCAUCAGCAGCACUUAGCUAGCUUUCAGGUGCUGAUUAACCAACUGAAAGAAGUUGCUCCGGCUAUACAAAAGUCCAUAUCAGAAUGUACAGAUAAAGUUCAGAGUAUAUCCUCCACUUUGCCUCCCAUGACCAGACAUCGUGGUCAAUCAUCUUCACCUGUUCAGGCUCAGAGCACUGGAAGGACAUUGGAAAGCAGCAGUGAUGAUGUUGCUGAGGUUACCAGCAAAAUGUCUACUGUUCAGCUUGACAAGGUCUCAGCUAGUCCUCCUGCUUUAAAGCUCCCACAGUUGUUUAGCUUGACACCAAAUUCUUCUGGAAAAGGAGGAAAUAUGCUAAAACGACAGACUUCAGCUCCUCAAGCAAACCAAAUAGAAAACUAUUCUGAAAGAAAAUCUCUUGACCAGCCUCUUGCAAGUAAUCAAAUUGAAAGCAUGCCACAAGAUAGUGAUAAUUCCUAUGUUCAGAAUUUGAAGAGAUCUGUAAGAGAAGCUGCUCUGUUGAUGCAAUCCUGCAAUCCAGGAACAUUACGAGACGGUCAUUCUGAUGAAAGCUCGGAGCACUUUUUUGUACCUCUUUCCACUACUGGGUUUUCUCGUCUUGGCCCAGAAAACAAAGUGCCUUCUUUAAGGAGCAAAAGGUUGUUUGUAUCUCAAUCAGACAAUUCUUUGCUUGAGAAUUGUGCUCCUGAUGGUAGUGUCAGGAGCAAGUUUGAUGAAUUUCCAGACAUAUUAAAUGAUUUGGAUUCAUUUCAUGAGUAUGAUAGUGUAAAUGGGUUUCUCUCGGCUACCAGCUCAAAUGGUGCAGCUUCCGAUGCUCAAAGAUUGUUUUAUGACUUUGAGGAAUCUCAGGAGCAGGUCUUCUCACCUCCUUUGCUAAUGGAUACAUCCCUGUUAGCAGAUUCUUAUGAAGACUUACUUGCUCCACUGUCCGAAACUGAAACAGCCUUGAUGGAGCAUUGAAACAGGUGUUUGGGCAACCUUGCUCUUGUGUUCUCGAGCCAGAUAAUUCGGCUGCUGUGAUGGUUUUGUUUUCAUUCCUCAGUGGGCAUACUCUCUCCUCCCCAUUAUUUUUGUAUGACACGGUGUUUGUAGGAUAUCUCUUUUCCUUCUUCAUCCUCUGUAUAUUCUGCCCACAUAUUCGGCACAUUUUUUAUCCUAUUGUGGAGGGAACUAUGAGCCAUUGGGCAGCACCUCUUUAGAUGCUUGACAGAUGCCUGGAACUUGAGAUGGUCAUAAUGUAUCGGAAUGCUGACCUGGGUGUUGGCCAAAAUCUGCAGCCAACCAAUAGAGUCCGAAUUCGAAAACUUCCCUUGACAGUCGGUUCAUAAAAUGUUACUCAAGAAGAGAAAUGCGGCAUCCCAUGGUUAGAAAUAGAACGUGAAGGUUGGUUUUUAGCCUGACAAGUUUCUGGCAGCAAUACCACAUUCACUUAGCGUCCUGUUUUUAACUGUCAAGAAUGAUUGUUGAUGGACUGUUUAUUAUGUGUUUGAUAGAUGUGUAUCACAAGAAUUUGAUAAUGUAUUUUGCGAUUCAUCAGGAAUGAGAAGUUACUGUCUGUAACAGUUGGAUUACUUUUA